CGACCUCCUCUCCUCCUCUCUGCCGGAGCACCAUGGCUCUGACCCGCAUGGAGAAGGCUCAGAUGUGGCUCCUGAAGGCGCUGAUGGGUUUCCUCCAGACGCUCCUCUGGCUCCUGUCUCCCCGGAGAACAGCCGCCGUGUCGGGGCAGAAGAAGCUGCUGCUGCCGGCCGUCAGAGACGCUCUGCUCGGCGUGUCGGCGACGCAGCUCGCCAAGAAGAUCCGGAGAAAAGAGGUGUCCAGUGUCCAGGUGGUGCGAGCUUACAUUGACCGGAUCCAGGAGGUCAACCCUUUUCUGAACGCUGUCACAAAAGACAGGUUUGACGCUGCGCUCCAGGAGGCGAAGCAGGUGGACAAGCUGAUCGAGGAGGAAACUGGAGGAGAGGAGGUGCUGGAGGAUCGACUGCCGUUACUGGGAGUCCCACUCUCCGUCAAAGAGUCCUUCGCCCUCCAGGGGAUGCCCUUCACUGUAGGUUUGGUCUCCAGGAAAGGAGUGGUGGCCACGGUCGACGCUCCUCCGGUGGCCCUGCUGAAGCGAGCGGGUGCCAUCCCGAUGGGCGUCACCAACACCAGCGAGCUGUGCAUGUGGUGGGAGUCCAACAACCACCUCUACGGCAUCACCAACAACCCGUACGACUUCGAGAGGAUAGCAGGAGGAAGUUCAGGUGGAGAGGGCAGCAUACUGGGCGGAGCGGGCGCAGUCAUCGGCGUGGGCUCAGACAUCGGCGGCAGCAUCCGCAUGCCGUGUUUCUUCAACGGGAUAUUCGGCCAUAAAACCACACCUGGUGUCGUGUCUCUUGAGAACCAGUACCCUCAAUGCACCGGCAGAGAGAGAGAGUACUGCAGCAGUGGUCCCAUGUGUCGCUACGCUGAGGACCUGCUGCCAAUGCUCAAGAUCAUGGCGGGACCCAACGCUCACAUGUUGUCCUUAGACACAAAGGUCGACCUAAAGAAGCUGCGGUUCUUCACCAUCCCUCACAACGGCACGUCUCCAAUAACGUACCCCGUCAGCAAAGAGCUCAUUGACAUUCAGAGGAAGGUGGUGGAGCGCCUGGAGGCCGACCUCGGAGUGAAGGUCCAAGAAGUGCGUUUCCCCGAGCUCCGCUACAGCUUCCAGAUCUGGAACACCUACAUGGGUCUCCCUGACAAGGAGGGCAAGCCUCCAAAGCGAUUUUCUGAGCAUAUGGGGGAACCAGGACCACCUGCUUGGCCCGUUUGGGAGCUGCUGAAAUGGAUGAUGGGAAAAUCAGAGCAUACCAUGGCUGCUAUCGGUCUGGGCCUGGUGGAGAUGACCAACCUUUCCAAACCCUCCGCCUUAAUCAUCCAGAAGAAGGAGAAGCUGCAGAAGGAGAUGGACGAGCUGCUGGGCACUGACGGUGUUUUUCUUUACCCCUCGCACCCGAGGGUGGCUCCCAAACACCACCACCCGCUCCUCAGGCCUUUUGACUUCGCCUACACAGGUAUAAUCAACAUCCUCGGUCUGCCGGUCACCCAGUGCCCUCUGGGUCUGAGCGAGGAAGGUUUGCCCCUGGGGGUUCAGGUCGGUGCUGGGAAGCUGCAGGACCAUCUGACCCUCGAGGUGGCUCUCUACCUGGAGAAGACGUUCGGAGGCUGGAGGGACCCCGGGGCCACCUAAAAAAACCAACAAAAAAACCCCCACUCCCACGCCAACGACCGUUACCAAAUCUCCAGACUGGAGUCGGACUGAAGGUGUGGUAAUCUGUUACCUGCCUUGCUGCUUGCUGUAGUACACGAAAAAGGCACGAUCAGAUCGCCGAAUGUUUAAAAUGGAAGAGGUGUUUGCACUAAUGAGUUGUUCCGAUAACAUGAUUUUAUAAUUUACACUGUUCAGAGAUGAUUGCAUCAUGAGCACAAGCUUUAAAAUAUGAUUGUAUGUGUGUGGAGAUUGAGCAUUGAUGUUAACACACAGAACAAGACUGAAUAUCUAACAGGUUUAACAUUUUAACGGUGCUAGUGGCAACUGGGUCCUGUGUGUAGUGCAGAUUCCUGCCUUUCAUAGGACAGUUCUUUGUUUUUGGACCGGCACCUGUACAGCUCACGUGUAAGAGGGCAGUGUGUUACUAUAAUAACUCACUAAAGGUCAGCGCACCACAGGCUCAAAGUCAUAAAUACCCUCCACACCCACACAAACGUUUCUGUUGUUCCAACUAGUCAGACAUUCGCCCUCAGAUGAGCUGAUGUUUACCCGACUCCGUAAUGUUGAAUAAAGGUGGUGUGUCCAGCGUAAAAACAGGUACAACUAAUCUACAGAUAUCAAGCGUAGUCAGAACACAUCCCUGAGGUCAGAAUGAUGAAACACCUGCAUAGAUGAGGAGGGUUUUUAAACCAAGUAGGAACAACAGAAAAUGCUGACACAGCAUCAGUUGUGUGGUAAUGUGAAUGCUGCAUAAUGGCAGUUGGAGCCUGCUUUAUGCUGCUACUCUUUUGUUUCAUUUAAUAAAAAUAAAGGUCUGCAUACUUUCUCA
Anoplopoma fimbria (sablefish) is the source of this 2484-nucleotide messenger RNA. RefSeq names its product fatty acid amide hydrolase 2b (gene faah2b). The transcript is spliced from 11 exons. The record is from RefSeq and is a predicted model, not a curated record. Bases 33 to 1634 code for a protein of 533 amino acids. Lineage: Eukaryota; Metazoa; Chordata; Actinopteri; Perciformes; Anoplopomatidae.